ACUCCGAUGACGUAUUUAAAGAGUACACACGUGCAGUUUUACCACCCGUUGACCAACACGUGUAGGCCUACAUACAUGUACAUGUACAUUUCCAUCACUUGCUGCCAAUGUUGGUUGUUCUUAUGAGCUAACAUCUUUGUCAAAUAUGGGUAAAAAAACGAAGACCGGAAAACAGAGGAAGGACAGAUAUUACCAUCUAGCGAAAGAAACAGGUUAUAGAGCCAGAUCAGCCUUCAAGUUGAUCCAGCUGAACCGGAAGUUCCAGUUUCUGCAACAGUCACGGGUUCUCGUCGACUUGUGUGCUGCUCCAGGAGGAUGGCUGCAAGUUGCUGCCAGGAACAUGCCCAUGUCCAGCCUCAUUGUGGGCGUGGAUCUGUUUCCCAUCCGCCCUAUUCCACAUGUCACCACCAUCGUGGCUGAUAUCACCACUGAAAAAUGCAGACAGGCUCUGAGGAAAGAACUUCAGACGUGGAAAGCGGACUGUGUCCUUCAUGACGGUGCUCCGAAUGUGGGAACCAGCUGGGUCCUGGAUGCCUUUACACAAGCCCAGCUGACUUUGUCAGCAGUGAAGCUGGCCUCUGAGUUCCUCACAAAGGGUGGCUGGUUUGUCAGCAAGCUCUUCCGUUCCAAGGACUACCAGCCCAUCAUGUGGGUUCUCAACCAGCUCUUCAAGAAGGUCCAUGCCACCAAGCCCCAGGCCUCCCGCAGUGAGUCGGCUGAGAUCUUUGUUGUCUGCCAGGGCUACUCAGCUCCAGACAAGAUUGAUCCAAAGUUCUUUGACCCCAAGGCCAUCUUCAAUGAGGUUGCCAUGGAGACCAAGAAGAAGUUUGCCAUCCUGGCCGACCCGAACAAGCCCCACAAGCCUAAGGCAGAAGGAUACACGGAGGGCGACUACACGCAGCACACAGCAGUCAAAGUCACCGAAUUCAUAGCAUCUGAUUCCCCAGUCGAGUUGCUGAACAGCGCGAGUGAGCUGGUCUUUGAUGACGUGUCCAUCGCCAACCACAGCUUGACCACUCAGGAGCUCAAGUAUUGCUGCAGGGACAUCAAGGUGCUGGGAAGGAAGGAGAUCCGACUGCUCCUGAACUGGCAGAAGAAGCUGGCCAAGGAGGCGGCCGAGAGGGCAGAGGCCAAGAGCGAGGCAGCCCAGGAAGAGGAGGAGAAAGAGAAGGAAGAAGCAGAGGCACCAGAUGGAGAGGCUGACGAUGAAGCAGACAGUGAAGAUGAGCUGGAAGAGAUCAACAGGCAGCUACAGGAAGCCAAGGAGGAAGAGAAGACUGCCCUCAAGAGAAAAAGGAAAGACCAGCUAAAACGGCGCAAGAAGUUGCGGGAGCGUUUGCAGAAAGCCAUGGCCGUGACGACUGGACAGAAUGACACUGUGGAAGCUGCAUCACUGUUUGCCUUACAAAACAUGAAAAAUAAAAAACAACUUCAAGUCAUCAGCCAGGACGACUCGGAAAUAGUGGACAAGGUGGCCCAGGAAGAGGAGGACCACGAUUCAGAGAUUGAGGCCCUGACCAGACAGCCCUCGGACAGCGAGAGCGACUUGCCCAGUGAGCUGGACUCAGACGAGGCCCAGAUCCUGAUGGAGGAGAGGCUUGCCAAGAGGAGGAAGAAAGGAGGCGGGAGCAGCGACGAUGAGGUCGACGACAAAGAUGAUUCGGAUGUUGAUUUUGGAGCUGAGAAUGAGGAGCUUAAGAAGAAUCCCCUGAUGGUGGACCUCGACACGACAGACCACAACACCAGGUCCCAGCGACGCACCGACAUGUGGUUCAACAAGCCAAUUUUCUCUGGCCUUGAGGCAGAGGAGGAUGAGGAUUUUGAGAUCUCUCAAAUGACAGACAACUAUCGGCAACAGGGCGGCUCCAUCAUAGAGAGGCGUAAAAGAGAGAGCGGAGACGAGACCGAUGAAGAGGUAUGGAAAGUGACGCGGACCAAAUCCUCAAAGUCCAAGAGCGUCCGAUUCGACACCAGCAUUACCAGCAUCACAGACCAGGGCCAGAAGGAAGAGGAAGAACUGCCCUCGGACAGCAGCGAGGAUUCUGACUCGGGUAAUGCCCUGAACGGUGUCCCUGGCAACAGGAUGGAGCACAGCGACGACAGCGACAGUGAUUACGAUGAUGAGGUGAUGAUCCGGGAGAUGAUGGACACCAAGGGGACAGAUCAGGGUCCCGUCAAGGACAAGGAAGCGUCCAAGAAGAAGUCUGCAAAGGAAAAGAGCGGCCUUGAGGUCACACCAGCAGAAGACAAAGCUGCCUACGUCAAGUACCUAGACCCAGAGGGCCUUGCCGUGGGAACCCUCAUGGCCACCUCAAAGAAGAAACGCCGGGAGAUCAUCGAGCAUGCCUACAAUCGCUACUCCUACGGUGAGGAGUCCCUGCCGUCUUGGUUCAAAGAAGAGGAGGUCAAACACACCAGGAAACAGUUGCCUGUUACCAAGGAAAUGGUCGCCGAGUACCGCGCCCGGCUCAAGGACAUCAACGCCCGGCCGAUCAAGAAGAUCGCCGAAGCUAAGGCACGCAAGCGACAACGAUCCCUGAAGAAGAUGGAGAAGCUUCGCAAGAAAGCUGAAGCCAUCAACGAUACAGUUGACAUCUCGGAAAAGGAGAAGCUAAACCAAAUUAAACAGCUGUACAAAAAGGUCAACAAGAAGAAGCCCAAGGAGGUGACCUACGUCGUGGCUAAGAAGGCCCACGCCGCCAAGCGGGUCAAGCGCCCUCGCGGGGUGAAGGGGCCCUACAAGGUGGUGGACAAGCGCAUGAAGAAGGACGUGCGAGCCAUGAAGCGGGUGGAGGAGCGACGGAAAAAGGGCAAGAGGAGAUGAGGUCGCAAAAGAGGCUUGACAAAAAGCUUGACAGACUGCAACAAGCCUCGUCCGGAUGGGCUGUGCACGUAUUCCUUCGCUAGCCACUGAAUACUGAAUACAAAAACAGUGCUGGCUGGCCAUUCAGAACGAAUACACAUAGAUUUAAAUUGUACUGCGCGCAUAAAUGGUACUUCAGACGUGGUGCACACUACCUGUGGUGGUGUGAACUCGUUACUGCGCUGUCAGAUACACCUUUCUUAAGAUUAAAGUGCCUGUAACAUCUGAGGUUUUGUUUUUGGCCAGAAAACUUGGACGUUGUGUUAUAAAAAGGACGACUGAGGAAUGCUCAUCAUCAAUUGGGCAGAAGGAUCAAUUGAUUCUACAAACAAAACUUCACAAUGGAAACAACUGCUUGGCUCAUUAAACCCACUGACUACGAUCCAUUUCAAAUGUCUAAAAUAGGUGGAUAUUUGAAUUGCAUAAAAAACAGGAUAAGAUCUUGUAAGGCAUGGUGGGAACCAGCAAGCCAUACCUAUAGGAACAGAGUUGGUAAUAUCCAAUUUUACAGCCUGUCACACAAUAUGGUAUCAUAAAGCUCCUUGGCCCUUUUGAAGGCAAAAGGUCAUUCACUUCCAGGUUCACUAUAGAUCCUAAACCACCGAGGUGCUCUGAAUUCCCCAAAUCCAUCAGAACGUUCUGCAGAGACUCUAAGUGUGAACGUUGUGAGGACCAAAGUGCUAAAACCCGACGUGACCACAGAAUGUUUAACUCGAGGUACAUGUAUAGUGACAAUGACAUGCCUGCAGCAUGAGGUAAUCUUUACUUUUUAUUUCUUCGCAGCGUCGAGAAUGUUUGGUUUUGUGGCACGGAUUUGUAGUACAUUCUGUCAAUACAUUCUGGUUGGUCUUUAAGUAAAAACCAAAAAAUCAAUUAUCCCGUUAUUGUUACAAAAAUAAAUCACUGUACUGUAUAUUGUGUACAGAAUUUGUUGUGGACGGCCAUUGACUGUCCCCAGUAAUAAAAAAGACUGAAGAUUGGCCUAUUGAAAAUGUAUCCAGAAA
Messenger RNA from Acanthaster planci (crown-of-thorns starfish), 3867 nucleotides. RefSeq names its product pre-rRNA 2'-O-ribose RNA methyltransferase FTSJ3-like. The record is from RefSeq and is a predicted model, not a curated record. Gene Ontology annotation, molecular function: rRNA (uridine-2'-O-ribose)-methyltransferase activity; rRNA (guanine) methyltransferase activity. Gene Ontology annotation, cellular component: nucleus; preribosome, large subunit precursor; nucleolus. Gene Ontology annotation, biological process: maturation of LSU-rRNA from tricistronic rRNA transcript (SSU-rRNA, 5.8S rRNA, LSU-rRNA); rRNA methylation; maturation of 5.8S rRNA from tricistronic rRNA transcript (SSU-rRNA, 5.8S rRNA, LSU-rRNA). Lineage: Eukaryota; Metazoa; Echinodermata; Asteroidea; Valvatida; Acanthasteridae.